Rattus norvegicus (Norway rat) is the source of this 4669-nucleotide messenger RNA. The record is from RefSeq and is a predicted model, not a curated record. NCBI's taxonomy places the organism in Eukaryota, Metazoa, Chordata, Mammalia, Rodentia, Muridae.
GCUUUUUAAAGGUUUAUUUUUAAAUUUUUUAAAAACUUAAUUUUUAUGUGUUUGAGUGCUUUGCUGCAUAUAUGUGUGUACAACUCAUACAUGCCUGCUGCCCUUCGAGCUACCAGAAGGAAUUUGAUCCUUGGAAAUGCAUUUACAGAGUACAGUUGUGAGCCGUACUGAGAACUGAGCCCAGAUUCGAUCCUCCCUAUCUUAAUUUUUUAUAUGUAUGAGUAUAUUAUCUGUGUAUAUGUAUGUGUAUCCUGUAUCUGGUGCCCAUGGAGGUCAGAAGGGGGUGUCAUAUCCCCAAGAACAGACAGUUGUUUACCAUCAUAUGGGUGCUGGGAAUCAAACCUGGGGCUCCAGCAAGAGCAGCCAGUGCUCUAACCACGGAGCCAUCUCACCACCUACCCUCCCUUUAGAGACAAGAUUUUAUUUUGUCACUGGCCCCAGAUGUGCUAUGUCACCUAGACUGACUUCAAACUUGAGAUCUCCUUGCUUUAGCCACUUGAGCACCUUCUGGGCCUGAGCUACCACUCUGCUCCAUAUUUGUGUGCAAUAGUGCUCUGCUUUAGAUUUCUAAAAAUUAACCACUGAAAAGGAUAUAGAAACUAUCCUAACUUGUGGAUUAAAUAGACAAGAAGCUAGAUUUGGUCCAAACCGGCUGUGUUGGCAGUGCCGACCUCCAGAUUCAGGCCUAAGUGAUCCCAGGUUUGAAAAGCGCUCCUGUGCGUGGUGCCAUAACCUGUAUGAAAGCAGUGCUCAGACGUCUCCCAGCUCCAAUUAAGACAAAUGAAGAGUAAUGUGAAUGUGCUUUAAACCCUUCAAAGCACGAUGGAAUGCUAAGUAUUAUUAUUGUCGCUGCUGCUAGUCCAUCAUUAACAGCUCCUUUCUUACGGCUACCCUAAUUUACCCACGUGUGCUAGGCUUUCUUUCUUUUUUUUUUUUAUUCCCUGUACUGUGUGGGAUGUAGUACAGACACCGCCGCUCUCGGAAUGGAAUCUGAUUCUCCACCUUUGGGCUGAGUGCCAUCCAAAUUGCCUUAGCUUUGCUCCUAAUUUUGAUUUUCUAAAUGAUUUCAUCAUCUUUGUCGUCCGAGCUUCUCUCUAGAUCCUUCUAGACACGCUGGCGUAAUACCGUAAGAUAAACGAUAGAAAUGAAUGUAUUUAAUGUCAUCUGAUGAUGAUUUGAAAAACCGCAGAAACCUUUCCGAGCCAGCGGUGGGGGGAGGUUGCCCAGUUCUCCUGUUCUGCUUCCUGUGAAAGCGCGUAUGAAACACGGGUGGGCUAAGGUUAUUUGCAUAUAUUCUGGGAACAGACAAUGACUUGUGUCGGAUCAUAAGGCCUGAGUCUUUUGUGAUGUGUACAGCCGGGAUGCUGGUACCAAUAGAAAAGCCAGGCUCUGAGACCGGCUCUUUCCUGCCCCGCCUUCUCCCUUUGAGUUCUACUAUCCAGCUCCUGACCCCGGCUGCCCCUGCUUCACUGACAAUAUCAGACAAGAUCACAGCCGUAGGCAGUACAGCUGCUGGCAGAACCUGGUGGCCCCCUCCGCAGCUGCUGCUUCCUGUGCCUGCGAAGUGUCUGGCUUGUCAGCCACAUCCCCUCCCUGGAGCAAUCUUUGUUAACCAAUUCCACCUCGGCCCACUGAGCAGAAGAUGAAAUACAGAGAAGCCGUUCCCAAACCUACAAAGACAGCAGCCAUUACGGGGGCCCUUCCCCAAGGUGAUGCUGAGAGCUGGCACUUUGAACUGGAGCAAAGACAAAGACAGCCAGAGCCCCCGAGCUGGGAAAUGGAAGGUUCAGGGAGAGUUGUCUACCCCCCCCCCUCCCUGUUCUCCUCUCCCCGCUGACCGCUAGCCCUACUUUAGUAACGGCUGGAGAUUCCUGAUUAAUCACCAGCUCCUGUGGCAUGGGACACAGAGGGGUCAACCGUCCAGAGGGUUCUUCAACAGCCUCUUCUCAGUGCUGGCGCGAAGUGGGCCGUGAGGAAGGUGUAGUCCAUACCAAGGGCUUCCUAUUAAGGUGACGGGCAUUCUGGGAGGUGGGAGUUGCAAACUUGCUAGGGUUCCCUGGUAACUCUAGGGUCUCAGUGCCUCUCUAGACUCACCCUGACUAUUUAUUUCUUAGUUUUCCCCCUCUCUGUAGAGAGACUUUUGUCCCUUUCACCUUUUUUCUUAAACUUUGUAGCUUGGGUGUGAGCUUAAAAAAAAAAAAAAAAAAAAAAGGAGGAGGGGGUCCCUAAGCACAGGCGUAAGAAAUUGAUGCAGAAUCAGUAGUCUAUUUAUUGGGCUCCAGGAAAAACCAUUAAGAAAAUAAGCAUUUAAAUGAUUUUCAAUCUGCCUGUGGAAGUCAUCUGUCUUCAUACUGGGGGAAAGGCCCGGUUUCUGAUCCUGGUUUUGAUUGACUGAUUUCCAAUUCCCUGAGCAUUUCCCACAGGAGCCCCUCACCUAUCUCCCAUAAUGACAGGCCUUUGCAUUUCCAGGCAGUGUUUUACAUUUAUUUCCGAUUUGCUCAUAAUGGUCAAAAAAAAAAAAAAAUCUCUCUCCAAUCCAAGGCAUUUCUCCAACGGUGCACGGUUUCCCUCAGGCCAAAUAGCUCAGCUGUGAUCCACGGAAAAUGAGAAUUUCCCAAACACAUCUUCGGACUUGGGGAGGGUCCGGCAUCACGGAUUCAGAUGGAAAAUUUCCCACUGUUAGAUCAAUAUCUGGGCUAAGGAAUAAAUGCCACAGGGGCAGAGAGCUGGAGCAAAAUGAUUACAAUCGGAGCAAUUACAUUCGGCGGAAUCAGCUCGGUGAUUACUCCUCGGGCUGGGGAGCUCUGCCUUCAUCCACCACAGGACGGCUUGGGAAUUAGAACAUCACUCAGCAUUUCAUAAUUCGACAGAUUUCCCCGUUGUCUUGGCACAAGUUCAUUUCCCCCACACAAUACGUCUCUGUAAAUGGAGUUCUAUUCAAGGAAAGAAGGAAGGCCAGGCGGAAGGAGGAAGGCGAAGUAAGCCAGGGUACAGGAGAGACCAAGGCUGUGAUAUUGCAUGCAGAGCUUAAGAGACACUCUGGGAUCUUUCUCUGGACCGGAGAGCUGACAUGUGACUGCUUAGAAGAGCUGUAAGCCAUGUCUUUCCCACAAUUCCACUUAGCCUGGAGCCCAGCAGGUAAAAAGGUUCAAGGGCACCUGAGUACAUGCAGCAUCUACCUGAAAUCCAACACUUGGCAGACGGUGGCUGGAAGACCUCGAGGUUGAGGCCAGUCUAGGAUGCAUAGCGGACUGAACUCUUGUUUCUGGGAAUGAAGGAAAAUCCAGGAUUAAAGACAAUCCAGGCCACUCUGUCUAGGCAGGGGAUUGACCACGAGUGCCUUUCAUCAGUGCAUUUAAAGCAACGCUUUCCAAACAUUCGGUUCACCAAGGGAGAAGUAGGGCUCUUAGACAAGACUGGAGGUGUUCUCUAUGCAGACAAGGCCCUCAGAGCCCUCCAGCAUGUAAUUCGUCAGCUAGGAGGCAUGGUGUGUGAUGGAGAGAAGGUAGUGGAGAUAAGACCUGGUCUACCUGUCACAGUGAAAACCACCUUGAAGAGCUACCAAGCCAACAGCUUGGUCAUCACUGCUGGUCCCUGGACCAACCGGAUUCUUCGUCCCCUGGGAAUUGAGUUGCCUCUCCAGACCCUUCGGAUCAAUGUGUGUUACUGGCGAGAGAAGGUCCCUGGGAGCUAUAGUGUGUCACAAGCUUUCCCAUGCAUCCUGAGUCUGGAUCUGGCCCCCCACCACAUCUACGGACUGCCAGCCUCAGAGUACCCAGGGCUGAUGAAGGUGUGCUAUCACCAUGGUGACAGUGUGGACCCAGAGGAGCGGGACUGCCCCAAAACCUUCUCAGACAUCCAAGACGUUCAGAUUCUAUGCCACUUUGUCAAAGAUCAUUUACCAGGCCUGAGGCCAGAGCCAGACAUCAUGGAACGCUGCAUGUACACGAAUACUCCCGAUGAGCACUUUAUUCUUGACUGCCACCCAAAGUAUGACAACAUUGUCAUCGGUGCUGGAUUCUCUGGUCAUGGAUUCAAGUUGGCCCCUGCUGUGGGGAAGGUCCUCUAUGAGCUAAGCAUGAAAUUACCACCAUCCUAUGACUUGGCUCCAUUUCGAAUAAGCCGCUUCUCUAAGCUGAGCAAAGCCCACCUUUGACCCCAGCUGACUGUCUCCUGGGCAGGAAAGCCCUCCUAGGGAAGACUUCUAAGAGAAGGAUGUCACCUUGAGUUUCUUUUCCUCCUGUUUCAGUGGGAUCUCCCGUAAACACCAAAUGAUUGAACCUCUUUCCCCAAUCAGCUUCCCAAGUCUAUCUCAUUUCUUCUUCCCAGAAAGUCAGCGAGACUCAGAGACUCACCAUCACAGAACAGCAAGGAGCUUUAAGAUGGAUGUCCCAAUGGGGAGGGGCUCGAGACGGCUCAGUAGACUAAGGGACUCCUUUAAAUUUCUCUUUGCUGGGACACUGGAUAAAUGUGAGAUAGCCUUGACUAAAUCUGCUCAGGGGAAUGUAAAAAAGGUAUCUUUUAUAAACCACUAGUGCCUUUGGGGUUUCUUUGCCAAAAUCUUGAGCCAGCCUCUACCACUAAGUCUCAUAAAGUCUCACCUCUAAUAAAUAAACAUUUGCCAGGAAAAUAAAAGGUUGCUGAAAACAAUAAACAAAAAUCUGGAUUA